Messenger RNA from Chroicocephalus ridibundus (black-headed gull), 1539 nucleotides. Its product is annotated as inositol 1,4,5-trisphosphate receptor-interacting protein-like 1. The record is from RefSeq and is a predicted model, not a curated record. The coding region runs from base 1 to 1539 and encodes 512 amino acids. The transcript has a single exon. Gene Ontology annotation, cellular component: membrane. NCBI's taxonomy places the organism in Eukaryota, Metazoa, Chordata, Aves, Charadriiformes, Laridae.
AUGGCUGCCAAAUUGUUCCUUGCCUCGCUUGUGCAAAGCGUCUUCCAGCUGCCGCAGAUGGUCGGUGAUGAGCUGGAUGAGGCCACACGUGAGCACAUGCAGCAGCGUGCAGAAUAUCUGAACCAGGAGAUGAAUCGGCUGCUGCAGGAGCUGGAGCAGAGGAAACAGGUCUGGAGGACCCAGAGGUGGGGUGGCUUUGCUAGGAGAGCCCCACUAUUCGCUGCCUUGCAGCAUUGGCAGUUUUGGGUGAUUGCUGGAGUCCUGGUACUAUUCUUUGGGCUCUACUGGUGGCUCAUGGAAAGGAGGAGCCAUGCGCCAGACAGUAGCAGUGAUGAGGAGAGCUCCAGCAGUGAGAGUGAGGAGGUGCAGGACAAUGAGGAGGAAGAAAAUGAUGAUGCAAAUGAACUGAGAGGUAUGAGAGGUAUUUUUGAGGAGUACAUACAGCAGCCAGUUCAGAACCUGGCCUCAGAGUGCCAGACUGUGAAGGAGCUGGUGGACAACUUCAUUCUUGUCUUCAGAGCGCUCUUGUCAAAUAGUUUAUUCCCGGAGCUGCAGUCAGCCAUUGGGGUGGGCAGCGCCUUCGAAGGUUGGAGUCCCCAUGAAGAAGAUGUCAUCUACUGUGUGCUCGUGCCCAUGAAGCCUCCCCGUUGGCAUUCCUUCCACCUGGAGCUGUGCAAUGCUGGGGCGAUGCAGGCAAGGAACUUCUGCAUCCGUGUGGAGCAGGAAUGCACCUGCAUGAGAGAGCAGCUGGUGGGGGACAUGCUGUGCUUCCUCCACCACCCCGAGGAGGAGCUGAGGAGGAAUCAGAACGCCAGCCUCCUACGCACCCUCUGCACUGGCUCCUAUCUGGAUGCCCGUAAAACUGCCCGCUGGUUCCAUCAAUUGGUGAAAGCAGCCUGGGUGGCUUUGCCUCAGGUGACCAGUUGCCAUCUAAAGAUGAUGCCCUUUAACCGCUCCUGCAAAUUCCAGGUCACACAAGCUGAUCAGAAGAGACUCAUUAUUGAGAUAAUGUCUGGGGUGCAGCAAGGCGAUUCAGACAUCUUUGUGACCAGCCAAAGUACAGAGGCCAUCUUCACGCCAAGCACGAUGUGGACAGAGAGCUGUGCUGUGGCAGAGGUGAAGUUCUUCAGCCAUAUGACCAAGCAGGCCCCACGUGACACAUUCCACCUCAAAUGCCUGCAGCUCUACAAUCGCAUCCUGGUGGGCACAGGCUUUUCCGACUAUACUUUGAAGACAGUUGUGAUGCACCUCCUGACCACCAUACCCCUGUCAACCUGGAGCAGGAGGGAAUUUGUGAUGCGGAUGCAGGAUAUCAUGUGGUACCUGCGCAGCUGCCUGGAGGAGAAACGCCUUGACCACUUCUUCUUUGGCAAUGAGAACGUGCCCAAGGAGAUAAUCUUGCCGCCAGCCUUCCAAACGGCCGAGCCACUCAACCUCUUUCAGCGCCUGGCGCAGGAUCCGGACAUGCACGCCCAGGCACUGCAUGAGUUCAAUGAGCUGCAAGAUCGGCUCACGAGACUGCUGUUCUAUGGACGCUGA